Prunus armeniaca (apricot) is the source of this 252-nucleotide messenger RNA. Lineage: Eukaryota; Viridiplantae; Streptophyta; Magnoliopsida; Rosales; Rosaceae. The record is from the annotation of a GenBank genome assembly.
AUGUACGUAGCUGUAAUUCGUGAUUCCUUGGGUGAUUGGCUUGAUGUGGCUCGAGGGAUCUCUAAUCUUUUGAUUGAAAUGGAUUCAGUGCUUGUUGUGCAUCUCAUGAAAAUUCCUGAUGCUAUUGGAGGUCAUCCUCUUGCUGGUGGUUGUGAUCUUCAACAUGUCCAUCGGGAGCGGAAUUGCUUGGCAGAUUGUCUUGCUAAUGGCAGCUAUAAUUUGGACAUAGGCUUGCGUUGGUUUGGUCUCUAG